CUGUUUUCAAGUAAUGUGCGCUAUGCGUUUCCUAUUUGACGUUUGACGACAAAUUUUUCUGACAGUCACCCGUAACUUGAACGUCUGAUAUAUUGAUCACAUGAUGGUUGUUUUAACUCCAUAUUAAUGCAAGAUAUGAAUAAUUCAGCAAGUUCAACAUCAUGCAAAAGGAAACGUGAUGAUGAAGAUGAAUCAAAUGGUGAAAACAAACCUGUGAAUGAUAAACAAGGCAACCCCUGUGUACAGUCACAGUCCAACAAAUGCUCAGUGAGAGAGGGGCAUUCCUGGUGGACUUGCAUGAUGUUAGAUAAUAUGCCAAUGUCCAUGACAAAACCUCAAAGAGUGGAUCAGAAUUCCUCCCAGAAAUAGUUUUACAAUUACUUCUUUAAUUUGUUUACAUUUGUCAAUAAGAAUUGACAUUAUAUUUUUGUAUGCUUCUUUUGAACAACUUUGUUACUAUUUUUAGAUUUAUUUUUUCCCGUAACAUGAAAAAUGUAGAUUGUACUUACAUGAAAUAUAAAAACAAACAAUAGACUUUUUACAUGUUUUGCUUUGAUAUUUAAAAUCCUUAGUUGUCAAAAUCAAAAUUUCAUUGUAAAAUCUUAUUAAAUUUCGAUGAAAUCUUUCCCACUGGUUGAAAAUAUGUUGGAUGCAGAUUCAGGGAAUAAAGCCAGUGAGAAAGAUAAAACUACCCACAAUGACUUGGCCUUUAACACAGAUAAACUUGCUAAACUGGAGAAUCGUACUGAUGCCAUAAGUCAGGAAGAUCCUGAUGGCGAUGGAUCAAGAGCUAUUUCCUUACCCUGUCCCCCAUUAAAGCCAGAAGAUAGCGAUUGCUGUGGGUCAGGAUGUGUUCCCUGUGUGUUUGAUAUAUAUGAACAGGAUUUAAAGAUAUGGAAACAAGAGUGUCGAAAAAUACAACAAAACCUGAGAAACGGAGACGAUCAGAUUGAUGGAUGUCUUCUAUCAGAAUCUGAGUACAGAAAGUUUCAGAUUACCGAGGUUAAACAAGAAACAAAAAAUUGCUUUCGUUAUCGACUUCAGCUUCCAGAAUUCUCUUCUUUGGGCCUGACUAUUGGACAGCAUAUAGUGAUAAGGGAUAUCAACAAUAAGUCAUCAGUGAGUCGGCAGUACACGCCUGUGUCUGAUGUCAACUGUAUGGGACACUUUGAUCUCCUUAUUAAGCUUUAUGAUCUUGGAAAGAUGAGUCAAUGUAUGAAAAAGUGGAGAGUUGGAACACACAUUGAGGUCAGAGGCCCAUUUGGAAGCCUUCAUUAUUCUGCAAACAAGUACAGGAAGCUGAUACUGUUGGCUGCUGGGACAGGAAUUGCUCCCAUGAGUCAGAUUAUUCAGGGUAUUCUGGGAAAUGAAGAGGAUGACACAAUGAUACAGAUGUUUUAUGCAUGUAAAUCUUAUAACCAGAUUUUAAUGAAGACCGAGUUAAAUGAUUGGUCCUCUUUCUGGAACUUUUCAGUGACGUAUGUUUUGAGCCAGGAACCUGACGAAAACAGCAGUCUAUCUUAUAGAUACGGAGAUUGUGUUGUCAGAGGUAGAAUAGUUCAAGAUUUUCUUGCCAAAACUCUGUCACCCUUGGACUUCAAUUCUGGAACCUUUGUGAUGGUGUGCGGGAAAAAAAGCAAUGUCAAAUAUCGUUUUACAGUCAAACCCGAACCACCUGAAACUAUAGACUGCGUUUCUCCUGAUUUCAAGGAACUGAUUUGUACCUGGAACAAAUCGAAUCCACACUCUGCCCCGACUAAAUGGGAGAUGUGGUACAGUUGGAGACCAGUAAACGGGUUAAAGUACAGUAAACAAGUACGUUGUCCAGCCGAGAUUCCAACGACUUUCUCCAUGACCUGCCGCUGGGCUUCUUGUAGAGACCCUUUGUGCAAAGAGGGCUUUGCCCCAAUGCGAGAGUACAGAGUUUACGUAGCCGGAUUCAGUCAACUUGGAAACGUAACUAAGACAUUCGACAUCACACCGGAACACCAUGUUAAACUUACUGUUGAAAAAUUACAAUUAAGAACAACUGCCACUUCUUUGGUCGUAAAGUGGACUCUUGACGAAGAUAUAUUCCUUUCAAUUUUUAAUUCUACUCUUGAUUUUGAAACCUCACUGGACAAUCCAACAACAGAUCCUAAGGUUUCAAAAUGGACCAUAAACUCAAAAGAAGAGACUGAGUUUACAAAAGAAAUUCCAGGCCUAUACCCAUUCACACGAUAUACAUUCUGCGUCAAAGCAAAGCUGUCGGGUAACAGGGGUUUUUGGAGUGAGCCCGUUUGUGACAAUGCGACCACCAAGGAAACAGCUCCUAUACAUGCGCCGGAAACCGACAGAUGGGCAUUUUACGUAGACGGCGACCAAAUUCAACUCUACAUGAAGGAAGUCCCUCUCCAUCUCCGCACCUCUAAAGAAUACAGAUACAGCAUUCAAGGUCUUGAGGGAGGUAAUAUUACAACCUCAGCGGUGACCCCAGGUAAUACGACGAUCACCAUCCCCGCGUCACGGAUCAGCGAGCAGGGGCCGUUAUUAAUCAGGUCUUGUAAUGACAUGGGCUGCAGCAGCGCUUCUACUCCAGUAAACACGGACAAAAUAAGAACAGAAUUUCGACCUCGAGGUGUAAUCGUAACGAAGAAGACCGACAGCUACACGGUGUCAUGUGACAUUCCCGAGAGGUUCCGGAAGGAAAUCCAGCUAACCAAAUUCUACUAUUGCCGGGGACACCGAGAAAAUAACAUUUGUCUGAGUAACUUUAAUUGGAUGACAAAAACUGGCGCUGAAUCCAAUUUGACAAUAAAAGUACCAGACGACAAAUAUGGAGCUUGGAUGUUUGGAGUCUCCAUAGUUGCUAAUGACAACACUUCCGGUGGCAUUUUGUUUGCAGAUUGCUAUUCUUCUUCAAAUAACAGUUGUAAAUAUGGCAACAUAUUGAAAGAAGAACAUGCCUCAGACAAGAUUUUGACCACCAUUCUUGUCGUGCUCCCUUCUGUCAUUUUAAUCUUGAUAGCGUUUUUAGUCCUUAGAUAUUUGAAACAACGUUAUUGUGAAGAAAUUAAGAUUGAACUACCAGUGCUUUUUCAGAUGAAAAACAGUCAAAGAGAUAUGAUUUAUGAAUCCCAAAAUUUUGACGAACUAUGCAACAGCUUACCAACAACAAAUAUUGAACACCAAGAAGCCACGGAAACCAAAACCGUUAACAACGGGGAUAAAUGUAAAAUCUCUGUAAAGGGUUCUAGCGAAUCAACUUUUUGUGACACCGGUGUUGUUGAUAGCAGCUUUGGUAGUUUUCGGUACGAUACAGUUCAAAACCAUGGACUCGAUGAAGAAAAACAAUACUUCUUGGAUGGCGAAACGUCUACUUCUUCUUCGAGCCUGAAUUGUAUGGUGUGCCAUUACAUUGUAGAUGAACCCACGUUACCGGAUACAAUAGACUGUGUUUCCCUCGAUCAGUCGGAUUUGAAAUGUACGUGGAAUAUACCAGAUACUACAAGACUCAACACUGUGAAAUCCACGUGGACUAUUACGUAUUCUGACGGGGCUUUGGCGUACAGGGAAUGCCCUGAGAGGACUGAGGACGAUUACACCAUUGAAUGCCAUAUUCCAGCACAGAAUGACAACCUUAUGGACAUGUUUGAGCCAGCUUCCGAUUACACAAUGAAUCUGACCCUGACUAGUAGUAUUGGCGAAGUCAGUCGGAUAUACCACAUCCCAGUGGCCCAGAAUGUAAAACUUACGCCACCUAUAAUGACUAUAGAGCCACAGAGUAAAGUGAUAGAUGUUUCUCUGGAACUGCCUGAAGAUUUUGAAAGAAAUCGGAACUAUGAGUCAGUUGUGGAAUACUUGCUAACUUAUAGGCCAAGAUGGGGUAACGAAACUAAACAGGUUACGAAUUCCAGUGACAGAGCAAUAAUUUCGAUAUUUUUGCGAAACUGUGUUCCCUAUACGACCUAUAUCGUCACAAUGAAAGCUAAGCCGGAAAAAUCGCUACUCUGGAGUGAAGUAGUAGAAAAGGUCGUGAAAACAAAACCUGAUGUUCCUUACCACAGACCAGAUACGUCACAAGGACUUUAUACAGUUAAUAAUAUCACAUCGAAAACCAAAGGAUUUACUCUGUUCUACAAGCCUUUAGCGAGAAGAUUCUGGAACGCCGAAAACUGUGUUAUUAAUGUGAGGGUUUCAGACCAACAAAAUGGCGUGGUAUGGACUGGGAAUUUCUCUUUAACGAAUGCUUACCUUGAGAUACCUUUUGAGAUCACCCUCCCCAGAUACAAUGCCACUAUUCGUUACAUAAACAACAAGGGACCAGCGGAUAUUGCCUCAUCUCUUAGAAUAACAAAUGAAGAAAACGAAAUGGUUGUUAUUGCUGAAGAAACUAACAAUGGCUACGUAAUUUCUUGGGAAAAUGAUGAUGCCAACAUCUCUGCUGUAACAGUAAUGUGGUGUAUUCGGAAGAGUGCAGAUACUUGUGAGAAUGACGUACAAUGGAAAGUCUUUAAUAACCCAGGAAACAGUGUUCGUCUGCUUGGAGUUGGAUACGACACAAACAAAAUAUUCGGAGUGUCUGUCCAGCACAAGGGCGGGUCCACAACUGGACUGACUUACCCAAAAUGUUACUACCUUCUACAGAACUCUGUCGAUCAACCAAAAUUGGCUUUCACUGUUAAGCGAAAUAACACAGGACAGCUACUGGUCGACCUCGUGACGCCAUAUUGUCAAUAUCCCAGCAGACCUGUGCUGUACCAAGUGUUCUAUCAAGAACAUACAACAAACCAGAAGCUCUCUUGUCCAAAUGAUUUAUCAAAGAAUUUGACAGUUGCUGCCGCUUAUGAUCGUCAGACUAUACCUGUGUCAAACGUUGAUCCAAAGAUUUCGUACGAUGUUUGCUACGGGGUCACACUGGCUAAUAGCAGAACAGUCUAUAGUACUGUUCAAACGGUUUCUGUCAGGCAUUCAGGGGACUCCAAUACCUUUGAAGACUUCGGAGCAGUGGCUGGAAUUCUUAGUGGCAUCCUAUUUCUUUUUUUUAUAAUUUCACUUCUGCGUUGGUUGAAGCGAAAACUGUAUGGCGAAGAUACAGCUAUCAGCAUGCCUCCAAUUGAGUCUUUCGAGUCACCACUUCUAUCAUAUGAACCAAAUCCUGGAUAUAAGGUUAAUUUGUCGGAAGAAAAAGACAUUCGAGAUAUUGCUGAUAGUGGCACUCAGAGUUUGCCUGAGUCGGUCUCCUCUGAUGACCAAGGGCCUGAUGGUGACAGGGACAGUGUAAGCAGCAGUGGUAUUGGUUCCACGAAGUGUGAAUCCGAUGUCUUUUCACCGCCGACGACGCCCACUGACGCGGGCAAAAUCACGCUCGUCUUCCAGACAGAACUGGCUAAACCUUCCCGUGCGGAUCAUGCAAUGUCUACCACACCAGUGACGUCAGGGAAUGAGGAUCAAAAUCCAAGCAAUUCUACCUCCGUCGAGCAGCAUAUUUAUAGUAGCUGUUCGAACCCGAUUGACAGCUACGCGAAAGGGGAUUGGGACGACAACCCUUUAGAUGAGUUACGGGAGAGAUUGGAGAGCUCAGGAGAUUUCUCAGGGGAUUACCAGCACGUUAUGUGUUCAAAUUAUAGUUCAACGUGUGCAUCCGAUUCUGAAAACAUUGAUACAUGUCCUUCAACUCCUGAGUUGACUCGAAAUGCCUCCCAAAGUACAAUAUGUGAUAGUGAGAUGAUGGACGAUAUAACUUCUACGUUAUCCUCAGGAAAUAGCAGUUCUCCGAGUACGUUUCAUUACCAUACAAACAUUCAGAUUGACUCUAGUGGACCAGAUGUGCCGUAUUCUUCUGCCUGAAAUAUACAUUUGUCCCAAUCUAGUAGAGCAUAUACCUCAUGGAAAUGAACGUCAAAACGUCGUUUUUUUUCACUAAAUACAUCACGUAUAAACAAGUUGUGAAGCGAUGGGUUUUCUUUGUGCAAUUAAGUUAAGAAGCUACUUGCUCAUUGCUGACAAUAUAUAGCUGUCACUGUAUUAAUUCAGAUUUACUCAGGGAGAUUUAGCUGCCAUUUUCGAUGAAACUAAUGGAUUGUUGGAGGUAUAUUACCUUCAUAGCAUAAAAAUGCAUAGCAAUGUCACAAAACCCAGAGGUGGGAGCUGUGAUGAAGGAAAUAAGCAAUAAAAGGAACGAGAUGACUGUUCUUGUACACAUGAUGUGUCCAACAUUUACAGCGGCUUUUGAGAGUUGUGUUUACACUGUCUCAGGUGUCAUUAAUUUGCUACUUACAGGAACAGAUAUUAGUCAAUUAAUGGGUGUGACACAAUAUCUUACUCUAAAUUGAUGAAAACAGGCGUAAAAAACUCAAUAGUAUAAUAAAUAAAUAAAAAAAGAGAUUUUGUGCUGUAUUUUCAUCACUUUGAUAGUUAUUGAAUCAUGUAAACUUAAUUAAAGUGCAGAAUAAAGUAUCUUUGAUUUCUUCAAUUAAGGUACUUGAAACAAAUACGUUUGCAUAUAUUGCAUAUAUCGAAUUAUAUAUUCUUUUAUACUACUCUAUUCCAAGUAUUAUUGUGGGUUUUUUAAGCAAAUAUGUUAAACAAACAACAUAUCACUGCUUAUAUAUGUAAUGUGUUCUUUAGGGAUACCAGUGUUGUUCAUGUAAUUGUUACAUAUAUGAAAUACAUAUUAAUAGAAAUGCAUGAAGUUAUGUAUCGAUGAAAAAAGGGUUGUAAUAAAAUUAGUAC
Magallana angulata is the source of this 6714-nucleotide messenger RNA. RefSeq lists its product as uncharacterized. The record is from RefSeq and is a predicted model, not a curated record. NCBI's taxonomy places the organism in Eukaryota, Metazoa, Mollusca, Bivalvia, Ostreida, Ostreidae. Gene Ontology annotation, molecular function: protein binding; oxidoreductase activity.